AUGUCGAAGCUGUCGCCGGGAUUAAAGGCGUUGAUUAACGCGCCGUUUGCGAGGCCUGGGCCGUGUAAAGUCGUCAAGGGGGCGGCGGUUGUGGGAGAUUUGUUUCGGGGCAUUGCGAAGGAGGCGAAGGGGAGGGGCGUUGGGGCGAGGGCGUGGCUGGCGAUAUCUGCCGCGGCAUCAUUCACUCUCAACUCACCCGAUGCGCUCUCCAUCCUCCACGGCAUCGCCGCAGCCGAGCGAGGAGGGUCUCCCACAGCCCAGGUGCGCACUGCCGAGUUCAUCCGCGAAGUCGGGCUCAAAUGCAUCUCCUUCAACGGCAUCCCACGCACCAUCAACUGUCUCAACGCCUUUCACGCAUCGCUGCCUCGUGAUGUAACCUCUGCACUGACGACGGAAGCCUCGAGGACACUGAAGGCAGACAAUGUCGAGGCCGUCAAGACGAGGGGCAGGGGCUUGUGGGACUCGAUUUACGCGCCGUUUGAGGAUAAGCUGGUUGAUAAGCUGGGGACAUCGCAUCCGGAUCUGCCUGUGGUGAUUCUGAAUUGUCAUUAUGGGCCACUUUUGAGCGAUCCUAAUGGAAGAAGGGGCGUGGGGAGGGUAAUGACGAGUCUUGUGGCGGUGGCGGCCUUGAGGGCGCAGACGGGAGUCGGGCCGCAGGUGCUUUCGCACGUGUUUGGGUUGAGAAAGGCGAUCGACGAUGGAUCGUUUCGGGAUGAUUUGGUAGUGGAGGAUGGGGGAGAGGAGGAGAGUGAGAGUGAGGAGGGUGUUAGGUGGUUGGCUGGGGAUGAAGGAGGGGAGUGGAUGCUGAAGACGGUAGACAGGAUCGUAGAGGGAUUGGGAGGAAGCAAUUUUGCAGCCAAGUUGUGA
This is a messenger RNA of Trichoderma virens Gv29-8, 867 nucleotides long. RefSeq lists its product as uncharacterized. NCBI's taxonomy places the organism in Eukaryota, Fungi, Ascomycota, Sordariomycetes, Hypocreales, Hypocreaceae. The coding region runs from base 1 to 867 and encodes 288 amino acids. The transcript is spliced from 2 exons. The record is from RefSeq and is a predicted model, not a curated record.